Mya arenaria is the source of this 2521-nucleotide messenger RNA. RefSeq names its product nose resistant to fluoxetine protein 6-like. Bases 26 to 2344 code for a protein of 772 amino acids. Gene Ontology annotation, molecular function: acyltransferase activity, transferring groups other than amino-acyl groups. NCBI's taxonomy places the organism in Eukaryota, Metazoa, Mollusca, Bivalvia, Myida, Myidae. The transcript has 16 exons. The record is from RefSeq and is a predicted model, not a curated record.
GAACUUAAUAAGAUAUAGAAAAGUUAUGAAUCGUGGUAUAAAAAUGAGACUUACAUAUUUUAUUUUAUUAUUGCUUUGUACCUUUUGUUCAAGAAUUCAUGCAGACCAAAACAACACUGCUCCAAAUGGAUUUCAAACUAUUAUUUCUGAUUUAUUGAAGAACUUUGGUUUAGCUAUUAAAAAUUCAAGCUAUCCUGAUUCUCCAAAUAUUGACUUACAGUCUCUUUUCAACAACGGGAAUGGACCCAAUACUCUUGGUCCAAUUAUUCAAACAGUUUCUGGAUUAUUAUUUCCGGGGAGAGCACACGCUGACAAUGCACCGGUGGACCUAGCGGCGCUUACUUCCAAGGCUUCGUCCUUGGCACUGCAGAGCUUGGGUGUGUCUCCAGGCUGUAGUAACGACUUGUUGCUGCUUCUGCAAGGACUGAUGGGAAGAGAGGGCUGGGCGUUGACAGUCUUAGAUGCAUUUGGAAAGCCUGACAGCGGUAUAAUGCAGGGUCGGAUCUGGUUCCCUGGUGGAUUUGAUGAAUGUCAAGGCGUUGACACCUCUGUUUACAAUAACGCCACGAAGACGACGGACCAAUUUACGGGCAAAUACUGCCGUCUAGACAUUCCCACUGACUUUUCGUCGUUUGAUCCGGCGGCUGAGAGCAAGAUUCGAGUUGGUUUGUGUGUGUCAGGCAGAUGCAACGUUGCCGAUCUAAACAAACUAAUUGAAGCCGUACAAAGUACAUUGUUCAAUGGGACUACCAAUGCAGACAUAACAGCAGUGUGUGAUGAGCCUUUGCGGCUCGAAUCGGAUGCCAUAGGAUGCUUGUGCUUCCUUGCUGUUUUAGGUGCUUUCAUAUUGUUAGGAACACUUUACGAUAUCCUGGCUGUCCAAAUGAAAAUAAAAACGGACAAUGCAUGUAAAGUACCACAUAAGCCAACGGUUGACACGGGUAUUAAUGACCUACCUACUGUUUAUACAGUGAAGGCUGACAAGCAUGUCAACAUCGGCAAACCAAGUAUUGAACCUGUCUCACAACAAUACAGCUAUGGAACAAUGGAAAGGAUCUUGCUUGCAUUUUCCGUCUACACUAAUGGUGUAAAGAUCCUGAAUACUGACCAGAGAGAGGGGUCUCUAGGGGCCCUGAACGGUAUCAGGUUCUUGAGCAUGGCCUGGGUUAUCCUUGGACAUACUCUUGUUUUCGCCAUAGGGCUUGAUGCAAAUUUGUUCCAGUUUGCCUAUGAACAGGAAUCUUACGUUUAUUUCUGUGCGAUUAUGUACGCGACCGUGUCAGUUGACUCUUUCUUCACCCUGAGUGGCGUCCUUGUGGCAUACCUGACCUUGCGAGAAUUGAAGAAAGUGGGCGGCGCAAAGCGUCUCAAUUGGCUCAUGUUCUAUUUCCAUAGGUUUUGGAGACUGACCCCGCCCUAUAUGCUGGUUUUGAUGUUUGGAACGGUGCUAUCUCCAUAUUUGAUAAUGGGGCCGCUACGCCUUACCAAUGACAUAAUGGGGGAAUGUCGCAAAAACUGGUGGACCAAUCUGCUAUAUAUCAACAACUACGUGGAACUGGACCACUGGUGUAUGGGAUGGAGCUGGUACCUGGCUAACGACAUGCAGUUCUACAUCAUCAGCCCACUCAUUCUGCUUCCGCUCUUUUAUAAUGUGUUUGCCGGGGCAGUAUCGUGUCUUGUGUUUCUCUCGGCCUCGUUAGCUGCUCGAUGGGUUAUCGCGUACCAUCAUGAGUAUCCUGUGCAGGGCAUGCUGCCGGACGCACCGCAACCGAAAGAUGGAAACUCGAUGAAGAAUCUAUAUGCCCCUAGUCUGACCCGGCUUGGACCUUACAUAGUGGGGCUAUUUGCAGGCUACCUGCUCUAUAAAACAAAUAGAAAACUAAAAAUCCCAAAGUCGCUCAACCUGUUGCUGUGGUUCUUGAGCUUUGCCACGUUCUGCCUGGUGGUAUAUGGACCAUACUCACGAGACGGUAACCACAUAUUCAGUUUGGGGGAGUCGUCGGCCUACACCGCCCUGUCUCGCACCGCCUGGGGCGUGGCUCUUGCCUAUCUGAUAAUCGCAUGCUGCACCGGCCACGGAGGUUGGAUAAAUGAUCUGCUUUCGUGGCCGGGAUUCAUUCCAUUGAGUCGCCUGACCUACUGUGCAUAUCUUAUACACCCUCUCGUUAUGAUUACCUUCCACACAAGCAGACGACAGCUCACAUACUUCACACAGUUUGAACUGAUCUACCUGUUUCUUGGUCACAUGACUUUGACCUACGGUUUGAGUUUCAUUGUGUCUCUCGUGUUCGAGGCGCCAAUGAUGGGGUUGGAGAAAGCCGUCCUCGGAAAAGGCAGAAAAUAGGUGGAAGUCGGAUACAUGACCACUACUAUCGGUUGGACACAGAUUUUUAAGAUUUUUUUUUAUCUGACAUUGCUUUCAUUUUAAUUUUAAUCCAUUGAAAACUACAGAAUGAAUGUAUGUUUACCGUUUUUUUUUAUUCUUAUUUAUAUCUGUCUUUAAAGCACACACUUUAAAUCA